AAUCAUGGACUAUACCUGAAAAAAUUAUUGAUUUGGAACCAGCUGAAGUAUCAAAAUUUCAGUAUAUUAUAGGUUGGACUAUCUAUAAACUAACAAAAAGUGAUACAUCAAUAUUGGCGUAUAAAGAAUUUGCAAAGAUUAAAUCGUGUCUAGAUGCUCUCAGCUCUGAACAUGUAGAAUAUGUAUAUAGCACUUAUUCAAAAACAACAACAUUCAAUAACCUUUUGCAAGUAGCAUAUGAACUUCAUUAUAAAUCACUUCCAGAAUUCACAAAUAACUAUAUUCAAUUAUCAAAGAAGGCUGAGGAUUAUCUAUUGAAUGUCAAAGCAAUAAAUGCAGAUUUAAAAAGUAAUGCAAAAAAAGAUGAGAAAUCAAAAAUAAAGCUUGUUACAUUUAAGAAAGGGAUACUACUAGAAGAUCUUGAUUUGGCACUUUGCAUUUCAAAGCGAGCCAGUAAAGAUGAAAAGAAAAAAAAAACAGAUCUCAUAGAUUUGCUGUUUAAUCAUUUGCAAAAUGGCUCAGAAUUCAAUAAAGAGAUAAGAAAGAAAG
This is a messenger RNA of Dentiscutata erythropus, 549 nucleotides long. Lineage: Eukaryota; Fungi; Glomeromycota; Glomeromycetes; Diversisporales; Gigasporaceae. The record is from the annotation of a GenBank genome assembly.